This is a messenger RNA of Gregarina niphandrodes, 1848 nucleotides long. RefSeq names its product RNase L inhibitor ATP-binding cassette domain protein. Gene Ontology annotation, biological process: translational initiation; translational termination; ribosomal subunit export from nucleus. The record is from RefSeq and is a predicted model, not a curated record. Gene Ontology annotation, molecular function: ATP binding; ribosomal small subunit binding; iron ion binding. The transcript has a single exon. Lineage: Eukaryota; Apicomplexa; Conoidasida; Eugregarinorida; Gregarinidae. Bases 1 to 1848 code for a protein of 615 amino acids.
AUGGCGCCUAAGAAGCAGACGGAUGUGUCUGGUGGCGUGGGAGCAGGGGAUGUUCGAUUGAGGGUUGCUAUAGUGAGUGGGGAUCGUUGUAAGCCUAAGAAGUGUCGUCAAGAGUGUAAGAAGUUUUGUCCGGUUGUUCGUACGGGUAAGCAAUGUGUAGUGGUGGAGCCUACGUCUAAGAUUGCUUUUAUAUCGGAGCCUUUAUGUAUUGGAUGUGGGAUAUGUGUGAAGAAGUGUCCGUUUGAUGCGAUUCAGAUUAUCAAUUUACCUAAGGAUUUAGGUCGUGAUAUAUCUCAUCGAUUUGGUGUUAAUUCAUUCAAAUUACAUCGAUUACCAACACCACGAUUAGGUCAGGUUUUGGGACUGAUUGGAACGAAUGGUAUUGGGAAGAGCACAGCGUUAGCAAUUCUUAGUGGUCGUGUUAAGCCUAAUCUGGGUAAUUUCUCAGAUCCACCUGAUUGGAAGACAAUAUUAAAGUUCUAUCGUGGUUCUGAAUUGCAGAAUUACUUUACAAAGGUACUAGAAGGAGAUUUACGACCUGCGGUUAAACCACAAUAUGUAGAUGCCCUUGCCCGGAAGUCAAAGAAAACAGUUCAACAGAUUGUGGACCCUACAGGAAAUGGUAUACAUGGACUGGCAGAGAAGCUAGCUGAACGACUUCAAUUAAGUCAUUUAAUGGAACGGAAUGUCAGUGAUUUAAGUGGUGGUGAAUUACAACGUUUUGCUUUAUUAGUAGCCAGUAUUCAAGAUGCAAAUGUGAUAAUGUUCGAUGAACCAAGUUCAUAUCUUGAUAUUAAACAACGUAUUAUUGCGGCACAAGUAAUUCGUAGUUUACUUAAAGAUGAUAAUUAUGUAAUUGUGGUAGAACAUGAUUUAGCUGUUAGUGAUUACUUAUCAGAUACUGUAUGCUGUCUAUGGGGAUGUCCAUCAGCAUAUGGUGUAGUUACAACACCAUUUAGUGUUAAGGAAGGCAUCAAUAUUUAUUUAGAAGGUUUUAUACCAACUGAAAAUUUACGUUUUCGUGAUGAAUCAAUUAGCUUCCGUAUCACUCAAGAUCUUGAAGAUGAAACAAAACGUGAAGCAUGGCAUGAAUAUCCACGAUUAAGUAAACAAUUAGGCAGCUUUAAACUCACCAUAGAACCUGGUGCGUUUGCUGACUCAGAAAUCACCGUUCUACUUGGUCAAAAUGGUACAGGUAAAACUACUUUCAUUCGUAUCCUUGCUGGCUUAUUAGCAGCUGAUGGUGCUGAAAAAUUACCCAAAUUAAUUGUAUCAUAUAAACCACAAACUAUCUCAGCUAAGUUCGAUGGUACUGUAGAACAAUUACUCAACUCUAAAAUUCGUGAUGCUUAUCAUCAUCCACAAUUCAUUACUGAUGUUAUUAAGCCUAUGCAAAUCGAGAAACUAAAAAACCUUCAAGUACUAACUCUUUCUGGUGGAGAAUUACAACGAGUAGCUCUAGUUCUAGCUCUUGGUAAACCAGCUGAUGUAUAUCUACUUGAUGAACCCUCCGCAUAUCUAGAUUGUGAACAACGUAUCGAAGCAGCACGUGUCAUCAAACGCUUCAUACUACACGCUAAGAAAAGCGCCUUCAUUGUCGAACACGAUUUCAUCAUGGCAACAUACCUCGCCGAUAAAGUUAUCGUAUACGAAGGAGCACCCGGAGUAGACUGCACCGCUAGAUCUCCCCAAUCUCUCAUCUCCGGCAUGAACAUCUUCCUUGCCAUGCUAGAAACCACCUUCCGAAGAGACCCCAUCAACUAUCGACCACGCAUCAAUAAACUUGACAGCGUCAAAGAUCGAGAACAAAAACUCGCCGGGAACUACUUCGUCGUAGACGACAGCUAG